AUGAGUUUAUUAUCAGCCAUUGCUUCAAAAAAGGACGAACUAAAGCCGACAAAGACCGUAGUUACCACAGUAGACGGUCGAAAGUUCGUGCAGACCAAAAACGAUUGCACCGAAAUCGCGGGCUCGUACGGCUUUGUCGUGGACACCGAGCCCGACAAGACGCCGGCGAAGGUUCUCGACUUCCUCUAUGUGGGCUCGCAAGACUGCUGUCAGCUGGACGUGCUGAUCGAGCAUCGGAUACGUUACGUGCUGAGCGUCGGCGUCGAUGCGCCGGUUAAGCACCCGGAGCAAGUGCUAAAAUAUAAAUGGGUGCAGUGCCUAGACCUGCCCGAGACCGACAUCCGGAGUGUUUUGGGCGUUUGCAACGAUUUCAUACGGGAGGGAAUCGAGAAGCGUUUCAAUGUCCUUGUUCACUGCAAUGCUGGUGUUAGUCGUUCUACAUCUAUUGUCAUUGGAUACUUAAUGUUAAUGCAUAAUUAUAGUUAUAUCGAAGCCUACAAUGCUGUAAAGGUUGUUAGAAAUUGUGUGAAACCAAACAUUGGUUUUGAGUUACAAUUGAAGGAGUUGUCGAAAUUUUAAUUUGUUCAUUUACUUCUGUUUAUAUCCCUUUCAUGUAUUCAUUUUUUAUAAAUCUAACAAUAAUGUAUUAGGUGAUAUGUUUGUAUUCAUUUGCAUAACAUAUUAAAUUUUAUAAAUAAACUGGUCUUUUUUUUCUA
This is a messenger RNA of Aethina tumida (small hive beetle), 716 nucleotides long. It is a transcript of the gene Mkp, whose product is annotated as dual specificity protein phosphatase 19-like. Lineage: Eukaryota; Metazoa; Arthropoda; Insecta; Coleoptera; Nitidulidae. The transcript has a single exon. Gene Ontology annotation, biological process: protein dephosphorylation; regulation of MAP kinase activity. The record is from RefSeq and is a predicted model, not a curated record. Gene Ontology annotation, cellular component: cytoplasm. Gene Ontology annotation, molecular function: JUN kinase phosphatase activity. The coding region runs from base 1 to 579 and encodes 192 amino acids.